Molecule: messenger RNA, 2022 nt
Organism: Trichobilharzia szidati
Lineage: Eukaryota; Metazoa; Platyhelminthes; Trematoda; Strigeidida; Schistosomatidae
Source: the annotation of a GenBank genome assembly
AUGACACUGCCAUCAUUUUACUCAGCAUCUCCUAGUUUACUAGCAGGUCGUAGACCGAGAAACACAGAGAAAGUUGGACUUGGCGGUGGAACAGCCGGUUCAAUUAUCGUGAGAAAGCUUUGGGAUGGAUUUCAAAGACAUCAAUGUAAAUCAUUUCAUCAGGCGGCAAGUUCAGCUCCACCGGCUACAGUAUGCAUGCGUCAAACACUGUUCAGUAACAAUGACAAUCAGACGUGUCGGCCAUUAUGCUACACCUAUCGACCGAAAAUUCUGCUUCUGGAGUCUGGACCAAGAAUGAGUUGGUUGACAAAGAUAAUAAGCGAUACACCUCUGUUUGCCCCAUUGCUUUAUGGACGAGGCAUAGAUACUGUUGAUCAGACAACAUCCCAGAAAUCUGCAGCUUUACAACUGAAAAAUAAUGUGAUUUUCUUACCUAGUGGACGUGUUUUGGGGGGAACGGCAGUACUUAAUGCAAUGAUAUUUUCCUGUGGUCAUCCAGAUGACGAAUUGGUUAAACAAUUUCUGAAAAAUGAUCCGGAAUUCUUUUCAACACUAUUCGACGGUAAAAGUGAAGGGUGUCAUUUGAAACCAGAAGUAAUUAAUCACCAGCCAUACAAUCGACUGAUUCAUGAAUAUUUCGAGAAGGCCUUCAGUUUGAGAGGAUCAAAGGUGGAUUCUUUUGGUGCAGCGUGUCAGUCGCACGAAGGACUUCAUAUUCCAAUGGGUUUCGUUCGUAAUGCUCAACGUAUCAGCUCAUUCAGUGAAUGCCUGCUACCACUGAUGAAUGAAAAACCCAAUGACUUAACAGUUAUCACAGGCGUACAAGUCGAAAAAUUACUGUUCACUCGAAGUGACCACGGGAAUUUAUCAGCCUACGGAGUUUUAGCCAAAUACAAAGGUCAUUCUUUUACAAUCAAAUUAAAGAACACUCCCCAGGGGAAGAAAACGAGGUGGAAUCCUGAAAUCAUACUUAGUGCUGGUGCCAUAAAAACUCCAGAAAUUCUAUUAAGUUCUGGUGUAGGUCCAGUCGAAGACUACAGUAAUGAUAAGAAGCCUAAUCUUCUCAAUUUACCCGUUGGGAAAAAUCUUCAUGAUCAUCCAAUGAUCGGUCUGAUAUGCUCUGUCGUAAAUGGGAAAACACUGACAAUGGACAGCUUUACUCUAGCAGAAAUGUUUAAAUAUUAUUGGCGAGGAGAAGGUAUCCUUUCGCAAGCAUCAGCAGUGACUUCUAUUGGAUAUUAUCGAACUAGUUAUCAGAAGGCGGAGAACGACUCUCGACCGGAUAUACAAUACACAAUUAUUUCCGCUUCGCCAUUCGAGAAAGACACCUUCGAAAAUCUGGGCAAUUUUCAGCCGUCUGCUUGGGAUAAAUUCAGUAAAGAUGAAAAUGGUGAGAAUUUCGAAAGUCCUAUCAUCUUACUGGUCACACUAAUCAAUCCUCGUUCAAGAGGUGAACUAAAGAUGCAGAAUAGUGCUAAGAACAACAACAAUAAUAAGGGUGACAACUGUGAAAGUGGACGACUGGACAUUAAUCCCGCCUACUUUAGUGAACAGAGUGAUCUUGAUCGGUUGAUCGAGGGCAUAAUUUGGAUACACCAAACACUUUACUACAUCAACGAGGUGAAUCAACUCACCCGGUCCACAGUGACUACCAGUGAGAAACCAAUCAGCAUAAAGCUACAUUUGCCAAGGUAUUCGGGUUGUCCACAAAUUCCAAAAGCCAAUAGCUCAAGAGACUUUGAGUCAAUUGAAUUUUCUAAAAACUUGAAAGCAGCUGUAACCUGUCUAGCCAAGUCAAUAACUCUUUCAAACUAUCACUUAGUGGGAACAUGCAGCAUGAAGUUACCGAAUGCAAAGUUUUCACCGGUUGUUGAAGACAACUUCAAGUUAAUCGGAGUGAAUAAUGUUCGUAUCGGGGAUGCAUCGGUUAUUUCAAAAAUACCCAGCGGUAAUCCUGCUUCACUUAUUAUGGCUAUUGGUAAUCAAUUAGCUAAAUAUGUGAUAUAUGAAGGCUGGCAAUAG